AUGAGAGAACCGCACAUAUUUGCCGAUAACCCGCUGAACCGGGGUGAGGUGGAACGCCGGGACGAAGAAUGGAUCAACGUUCAGGCAGUUGACGCCCGCAGCAAGUUCCUGCCGUUUCGGAAUCUGAACGUAUUAUUGACCGACGACGUGCCCCCGGAGCUGGGUUGGGUCCGCACUCAGCAGAUUCAACCGCUGCCGCCGGAUGCGGAGUGGAUCUUCCUGGGUUUGCUGGAUGACGUGGCGCACUUCGCCGUUGAUCUGUCCAGGUCUGAGUCCGACGCCGACCGGGUGCAGGAUGCCACGGGCUGGCAUUUCGAGGACUGCCGGACGGCCGGCGAAUCGAUGUCGGGUCCCAACACUGGGAUGCUGUCUCAGGCCCGCGCCCAACUGGACUGGAACCUGCGGCACGGCUUCUGCUCGAUUUGCGGACAUGCCACCAACAAGGGGCGCGGCGGUCAGGUGCGCCAGUGUCCAGGCUGCAACGCCAGCCACUUCCCCCGCACCGAUCCGGUUAUCAUCACGGUGGUGGUGGACGUGGCGCGCGACCGGUGCCUGCUGGGGCAGUCUCGCGGGCGUCUGGCACGGUUGCGGACGUACUCGGCGCUGGCCGGCUUUAUGGAUCAGGGCGAGUGCAUCGAGGAAGCGGUGGCGCGGGAAGUGAUGGAAGAAGCCGGCAUUCGGGUCAAGAACGUGCGUUAUCACUCGUCGCAACCGUGGCCGUUUCCGUCAUCCCUGAUGAUCGGUUGCAUCGCCGAAGCCGACACCACGGACAUCAACAUGGACGACGUGGAGAUGACCGACGUGAAGUGGUUUGAUCGCGCGGAGGUGUUGAAGGCUCUGGACGGUGAGAGCGACCAGCUGACGGUGCCCGGCCGGAUCGCCAUCGCCCACCACCUGAUCAAAUCCUGGGCGAACGGAGAGGAGUUUUAG
This is a messenger RNA of Geodia barretti, 930 nucleotides long. The record is from the annotation of a GenBank genome assembly. NCBI's taxonomy places the organism in Eukaryota, Metazoa, Porifera, Demospongiae, Tetractinellida, Geodiidae.